Messenger RNA from Papaver somniferum (opium poppy), 1218 nucleotides. Its product is annotated as mitochondrial fission 1 protein A-like. The transcript has 8 exons. Gene Ontology annotation, molecular function: protein binding. The record is from RefSeq and is a predicted model, not a curated record. Lineage: Eukaryota; Viridiplantae; Streptophyta; Magnoliopsida; Ranunculales; Papaveraceae. Gene Ontology annotation, biological process: mitochondrial fission; autophagy of mitochondrion; peroxisome fission. Bases 53 to 961 code for a protein of 302 amino acids. Gene Ontology annotation, cellular component: peroxisomal membrane; mitochondrial outer membrane.
UUUCCUUUUUUCUCUCUCUCCUCAAAUCGCUCUGCUUUGGGAAAAACUUUUCAUGGACCUGGAAGGAGUGGUUGGAAGGUUUGCCGGCAUGGUUGUGGCGUCUCUGAUCAGGGAAGAUAACUUCCCAUUAUAUGAUGUUAUGAUUCAUGAUUAUAAAGAAGAUCUCAAAAACUACCCAGCGAAUACUCAAACGGAUGUUAUUAAUGAUUGCAUCCUGAAGUUGUGCCGGGCUCUUGUUCACUCAACAGGCAAAGAAAAUGUCAAGGAAGGAAUACAAAAGCUUGAAGACGGUUAUAGGGGCGUACUGGGUGUACUUAGCCCACUUCAAAAGAGGGAAAUGCUUUAUCUUCUCGCAGUUGCAUAUUACAGAGAUGGUGACUAUUCAAGGAGCUUAUCUUACUUGAAUCAGUGUUUGGAGGUUGCACCACACUUCAACCAAGCUUUGACCCUGAAGAAAAAAUUCGGAUCGGUUCUCUGGUUUCUCAUUGGGGGACCUCACCAAUAUUAUCUUGAUAUGAUUCUUGAUUGUGAGAGAGAUAUCGCAGAGGCCGGAGAUGAUGCUCCAGAUGAGGUUAAGAAUGAAAACAUCAUCAAGUUGUCCUGGGCUCUUGUUCACACAAGACAACCAGAAGAUGUCCAGCGAGGAAUAGCUUUGCUCGAUGCCUCUCUUGAGACAGGUGGACUGAGGGAACUUACGAGAAGUCGACCGAGCCAACUUCAGAUCAGGGAUAUGCUUUAUAUUCGCUCACUUGGACAUUACAUAAAUCGUGACUUUAUGAAGAGCAUGAACGACGUGUGUCAAUGUUUGGUGGAUGCACCGGGAUUCUGGCAAGGUUGGUACCUGAGGCGAACAUUAUUAAAUCGGACCGAAACAGACGGAUUACUCGGCGCUCUCUUUUUUUAUGCUGCCAGUGCAGCUGUGCCGGCUAUUAUGAAAGCAAGAUCGCUUCGUAAGACAUGAUAUGGUGCAGACCCAUUCUGUGGCAUGUAAGAAAUGAUACAGCUCAAGACCACUUUAUGUCUUUAUUUUUUCUGCAUGAUAAUCUCCCCUCCCCACUCUUAUCACCUAGGUCAUCGGCUCAUCCAUUAAACAUUUGUGAUUAUUUUUCUUUGCCAGCUUUGAUGGAGAUUGUGUAGAAGGCCCUGUAAACUUUGUUAAUACUAUUGGAAGUAUAAUUAGAUUGUUAUAACUUACAAUGCAGUGUUAGUUUUCCUGUC